Molecule: messenger RNA, 3794 nt
Organism: Drosophila santomea
Lineage: Eukaryota; Metazoa; Arthropoda; Insecta; Diptera; Drosophilidae
Gene: moody
Product: G-protein coupled receptor moody
Exons: 5
Coding region: 989-3034 (681 amino acids)
Biological process (GO): G protein-coupled receptor signaling pathway
Cellular component (GO): membrane
Molecular function (GO): G protein-coupled receptor activity
Source: RefSeq, a predicted model, not a curated record
GCUGCCCUCACUCGACGAACUGCACUCGAUCCGGCAGUUAUAGACGAUACGAUACGAUCCCAUCCGAUCCGAAUCCGAUUCCGAUCCGAUCCGAGAACGUAAUUUGUCCGUUACAUUCAACAUUCAACCACUACGGGGAUUGUUCACACAGUUCGCGUAAUUAACAACGCAAAGUAACUACGAUUUUCGUUCGACUUGAGUGACACUCGAAACCGUUGAAGCAAUCGCGAACGUGUGCCUCUUUGUUAGAUAUCUAAUAAUUCGACUUUUUGUUUUUGUGUGUUGUUCUUGUGAUUAUGUCAAGUGCUGAGUUUGGGCAACCUGUAACCCAUUUAUUCUCUACCUGAUCUCGCGCUCGCGCCUCAAAAGCAUUAGUCAUGAAAACUGCGGCUACUUUUGAAUCACCGACAGCAGCAAUAACAAGCAAUAACAACAACAACAGCCAAUGCUCCAGUGGCGUCCCCAGAGCAACAAUAAAAAACACAGCGAUUCAUGAAUAACCCCUGCGAAUGCCGAAUGCCAUAAACUGUUUACAUUGCUCACAGCAUUACUCACUCACUCUUUCACCUCGCUCAACCUGAGCGAAGAAGAGGAAGAGCCGGAGGAGUUGGCGUUGGAGAGGAGUGGAGAUUGGAGUAGAAGAGUGGAGAUUGGAGAGAGGAGCAGAGCAGUGGAGAUCGCAGCCGCACUAGUUGCCAUUACGUGAGCAGAAAGCAAAUAAACAAGCGAUUUCGACUUCCCCACCACCACCACUACCACCCAGAUCCCAAGUCCCGCCACUGCCCAUUCUCCCCUCCUGACCACUGAUAACGCGCCCAUCAGUGUGGUGGGACACACGACUGGGACGGGAAGAGGAGAAGAGAGGAGACUAGAAGAGAGCAGGGCACGGAGAAAGCAAUUGGGCCAAGAGUAAGGAGAGAGCGAGAGAGCCCUUGCGAUCGUUAGAAUCGCCGAGGAUUACCAAAUCGCAAAACCAAAUUCAGCUAGCAUGAGUGAUGAGACAACUAUUCGCCUGGAGGAGGGCUAUCCCCCACUGGAGGCGUUGACAACGAUGGCUCCCCCAACGGACGCGGCGGGUUUCUCGCAGUCGCUUUUGACCUUUGCCGCGGUCAUGACCUUUCUCAUAAUGAUUGUCGGCAUAUGCGGCAACCUGUUGACAGUGGUGGCCCUGCUGAAAUGUCCCAAGGUGCGCAACGUGGCGGCUGCCUUUAUCAUCAGCCUCUGUAUUGCCGAUCUGCUCUUCUGCGCCCUGGUGCUGCCCUUCCAGGGUCUGCGGUUCGUCCAAGGAACCUGGAACCAUGGCCAGGUGCUGUGUCGCCUCAUUCCCUUCAUCCAAUACGGAAACAUAGGCGUAUCCCUGCUGUGCAUCGCAAUGAUCACGAUCAAUCGGUAUGUGAUGAUCACGCACCACGGGCUUUAUGCCAGGAUCUAUAAGCGCCACUGGAUUGCGGUGAUGAUCGCCGCCUGCUGGCUGUUCUCCUACGGCAUGCAGCUCCCAACGCUUCUGGGAGAGUGGGGACGCUUUGGCUACGACUCGCGCUUGCAAACCUGCUCCAUUAUGACCGACGACCAUGGGCACAGCAGCAAGACGACGCUGUUUAUCACCGCCUUCGUCAUCCCUUGCCUGGUUAUCAUUGCCUGCUAUGCCAAGAUCUUCUGGGUGGUCCACAAGUCGGAGCAGCGCUUGAAGCGCCAUGCCACCAAACAAAAUUCCAUACCGAACAACCUGCGACCCCUGGCUACUACGGGAUCAGGAGCCCUGCCCUCCGGCGCCGAGUGCCAGCCCAGCAACCGCGUUUCCUCGGACAGCAGCAGUAGCUUCUCCGUCGAUGUGCCGGAGACGGCGCCCAGCGGCAAACAGCAGCCAACCCGAGUCAAGGAUCAGCGCGAGGUGCGCGCCAAGCGGAACGAGUGGCGCAUCACUAAGAUGGUGCUGGCCAUCUUCCUAUCGUUCGUCGUCUGCUACUUGCCCAUCACCAUUGUUAAGGUGGCCGACAAGAAUGUGGAGCACCCCAGCCUGCACAUCUGCAGCUACAUCCUGCUCUACCUGUCGGCUUGCAUCAAUCCGAUCAUCUAUGUCAUCAUGAACAAGCAGUAUCGCAAGGCCUACAAGACGGUGGUUUUCUGUCAGCCCGCCCGUCUUCUGCUGCCCUUCGGUAAGCCCAAUGGCGCUAGCAGCGCAGCAGAGAAAUGGAAAGAUACCGGGUUGAGCAACAACCACAGCCGCACAAUCGUCUCCCAGAUGUCGGGGGGAACGGGAGCGGCCACGGGAGCAGGGACGCCAACGGGAACGCCAACAGCUGUGGCGGUGGUGCAGACCCCAGCGGAAAUCCAGCAAACCCAAGCACUGGAAAUGCUGUCGCGGGGACCCGACCUAAUCAGCAAAUCGAACCUACCGCUACCGACCGUUACGCCUCCGCCUCCCUCGGUCCUCACAGCGACGCCCAACAGCAACAGCAACAGCAACAGCAACAGCAACAGCAGCAGCAGCCUCAGCCUGCGACUGCCGCUCAAGAAGAACAAUCACUCCUACACCAACAGCGGCUUCAACGGCAGCACUCCCAGUCCCAGCAGCGGCCUAUCCUUGGGGAUAGGGAUCAGCAGCAGCUCCAUUUACCGGCCCGGAGUUGGCUCACUGGGGAGCGGCUCCGCCUCGAUCCGUCGCAUAACAAUGGUGGGGGACGACAUAAUACUGGAGGAAGAGGAGCUGCCGCCCACGCCUCCGGCGACUUCGGCGCCGACAACGCCGGCUCCUCCCCCGCCCUCAUUACCAAUGCAUCCGCUCUCCACGGACUCCACAACAAUCAGCGGCGGAGCAGUGGCAGCGGCAGCGGAAAGCAGUGCACAAAAGCCGACGACACCGAAGCCUCACAUCUACAUGAAUGUCGACAGCCCGAAGAGAAACCAAUACUACAUGGAACGUAAUACAAAUGCCGUAGCAUCGGAAAGUGACUCCGGUCCGGCCAACACAUCCGCAACCGUCUCCAUUUCCGGCUCCAAGCUGACGGCUAAGAUGAAAUUCCCAAAAGACUAACGAAAUGCUUUAAUUCCAAAAUCAAAACAAAAAACUUGUAGUCCUUGCGCUACUUUCGUUAUAAACACAAAUUUGCCAGGAAUUGUAGAACGGGAUAUCGUAAACGGGUGGCGAAUAUUGUAAAUUCUUCCCCUUACACAAAAAUCAGAUAUUUUUCACGAAACUCCAACCCUAGAUGGCGUUUUAAUUCAAUAUCGUAAGAAGUUGUUUUAUACAAAUUAGUUUAUUCUAAGAAUUGUGCCAUAGAUUACCAUUAGAUUCCGUCAUUUUUUCUCAUUUCAAAGUGGAUUGUAUAUCGUAUACCAAAUUGUAAGCUUUACCCAGCUAAAAAAGUUUGAUUAUAGUCAAUUUUACUUUUGAGUGUCCCUUUACUUUUUGCCCUAAUAUUCAUAUUCCGCCCUAUAUCGCAUAAGCCUAAGCAUGGAUUUUCAAUUAACCCCCAAAAUCCCUACGCAUAUUACUACUUAGUAAUAGUUUUAGUUUGUAGAUAUUUAUGGUCGCUCACGCUUAGUAUUAACCCAUUUUUUUCUACCGUAUAUGCUAACUUAACCGUUAAAGACACCAUAUCGUGGCUCUAUAAGACGGUAAUCCUACUGGGAACCGAGAUCAUUCCUUUCCCCACUACUUUCCACACAAACAUUCCAUUCCAACGUAGGCCUGUGUAAAUGAACCUAUUGUUAGUCCCACCACCACGAUCAUUCGAAAGACCACAAAAGCAAAUCGAAUAUGAAUAUAAACAUAAAUGUUUACAUAAAUAUAA